AUGGAAGCGACUGAUGGCCGGGGAGUUGAUAUCGUACUGAACUCCCUGUCCGGUGACAAACUGGACGCCAGCUAUGAAUGCGUGGCAAACAGUGGGCGGUUUGUGGAAAUCGGACGGUACGACAUGUUUCAGAACAAAAAGCUGGGAAUGUUUGACUUCUUGAGGAAUAUACAGUUUAUCGGUAUUGGUAUCGAUAUAGUUAUUACAAAUGACAUGGACUUCAUCCCAGAGUUUUACGAUUGGGUUCACAAAAACUCGAAGAAUGGAUGCGUUAAACCCAUUACUUACACCACAUUUAAUGUCAAUGAAUACGAUAAGGCUUUCCGGUAUAUGCUAACCGGCAAACAUAUGGGCAAAAUUGUCUUUAAAUUAAGGGACGAAGAGGUUACCCGUGGACCACAUAAACUAAUAAAGUGUGCACCAAAUGUGAUUGCUACUGUUAAGACAUUUUUCGAUCCAAACAAAGUAUAUAUAAUCACCGGAGGGUUAGGUGGCUUUGGUCUCGAACUAAUGCCUUGGAUGUUGUAUUAUGGUGCAAGGAAGUUUGUGGUCACUUCCAGGUCAGGGAUUAAGACUGAUUAUCAGCGAUGGGUUUAUAACCGGGCUAAGUCUUUUUAUGAAGAGCUUGCUUAUUUUAAGUGCGAUUACGUCGUAUCGACUGUCGAUUGUUUAACUAUUGAAGGCACACAACAACUCCUAAAAGAGGCCCAAAGGUUGGGACCCAUUGGAGGGAUUUUCGCAAAUUUGGAUCAAUUGACCCGAAAAUUGGACUAUAAUUUGGACUAUUUUGUUGUCUUCUCAUCCAUGGCUUGUGGUAAAGGAAAUGGAGGUCAGUCUAACUACUCGUUUGGGAACUCUAUGUGUGAACGUAUUUGUGAACAAAGACGUAAUGAUGGACUCCAUGGUCUGGCCAUACAGUACGGACCGGUCGGUGAUGUGGGAGUGUUUGAAGGGACUGAACAGAUGUUUCAAUUCGCGUCACUAAAGAAACAGCGAAUCAACUCGUGUUGCGAUGUUUUGGACAAAUUAUUAACAAUUAAACAGCCGAUCGUUACAUCAUAUGUAAAAGUGGAUCAAACUAAAAGCGAUUCUGGUAGUAGACAAAUGCGACUUAUUAAAGAACUCUGGCGAGCACUGGGCAUAGACCCCGACAACACCCCCAACCACCUAACCCUGGGUGAGAUCGGCAUCGAGUCUAUGUUUGCCGUUGAGUUACAGCAGGAACUGGAGAGGGAGUGGAAUAUGAAAGUGACUCUCAAUCAGGUCAAGAGUAUUACGAUCGGUAUGUUAAAGGACUUCGAGGCCGGCAGAAUUGGCGAAAUCAAGAAGCACCUGGAUGAUAUAAAACGCGCCAAGGCAAACCUACUAAAAAUGAAAUUCUUGAUUCCCACCGAAACGCAUACCCGACUGAAUAACGUUGAGCAAGGAGCUCCAAUCUACGUGUUGCCCCCAUUGGAGGUCAGUUAUUUAGCAUUUGAGGAGCUAGCUCAGAAAGUCGACCGUCCGGUGAUUGCGUUAAAUUGGAGCCGUGAAAUGAGUAAACUGACCACGCUCAAAGAGGUAUACGAGUACUACGAAAAGUUGCUAAAAUCACUUUCACCAAAUGUCAAAUUUGAAGUGCUUGGCUAUUUCGAUGGGGCCAUAAUUUGCACGAAAUUACUCCGCAAACAGUUGGCCUAUAAAGCAGUGAUCGUUGACAUCAUAAGCGAGGCUCGUUUACGAGAGGAUCGUCUCACAGAUGAUGACGUACUCGACAUACUACUGAUAUUCAUCACUAAAGGGAUGCCCGGCUCAUUUAGAGAUAAAAUUAUGCGAGAGAUUAAAAAGGAGCCCAAUUUAAACGCUAAGGUGAGACUGAUUGUCAACCAAAUAGUGGACUUCGUGGGUAAGGGACUGGUGGCCCCCGAUAUGGAGGAGAUCUUUCACAUAAUGUUCGCACGGAUUCGUAUGCUAUCGGAGUAUCGCAUGAAUACGAAGGAAAAGUUUGCGAAUCGCCUGAAACUAGCGAUCAGAAGGAAAUGGGCGAAAAAGACGGGCAAAUUGGUUGUGAUUAAACCGUUUCAAUCCGAUUCGGUAGAUGAUAUGGAUGACAUUCUCGAGAAAGCGAGGAAUACCUACUUUUUGCCGGCAAAUGAU
Messenger RNA from Oppiella nova, 2136 nucleotides. The record is from the annotation of a GenBank genome assembly. Lineage: Eukaryota; Metazoa; Arthropoda; Arachnida; Sarcoptiformes; Oppiidae.